AUGUACACCUCCACUAAGGUUCUCGGCCUGGCUGCCGCUCUCGCCGCACCUGCUGCUGCUUUCUUCCGUAUGCCCUGCCCUGGUCGUAUUGUUACUGAGCGUGCCGACCCUAUCGUUUCCCCUGGACAGGUCUCCGGCCACGUCCACACUAUUUCCGGUGGUAACGGAUUCAAAUUCGAGAUGGACUAUGCCGAUGCUCGCUCUUCGAGCUGCUCCUCUUGCCCUAUCAAGCAGGAUCUUUCCAACUACUGGACCCCUUCUCUCUACUACCAGUACCAGAAUGGAUCUUUCGAGAACGUUCACCAGUCAGGUGACGGCCAAGGUACCUACGGUGGCAUGACUGUCUACUACCUCCAGCGUGGUGGUCCCAACAACGACAAGCUCAAGGCUUUCCCCGAAGGCUUCCGUAUGCUUGCUGGCAAUCCUUUCAAGCGCAACCACACCGACGACUUCGAGUCCGAGGCUGUCAGCUUCGUUUGCCUCGACUACAGCGGUGGCUCCAGCACUAGCGAUGGUCUCCCUACUAAGAACUGCCCCGAUGGUCUCCGUGCUCAGGUCUUCUUCCCUUCGUGCUGGGACGGUGUCAACCUUGAUUCUGCUGACCACAAGUCACACAUGUCAUACCCCAUUGGCGGUAGCUACGACAGCGGCAAGUGCCCUGACACUCACCCCGUCCAUCUGAUCUCCAUCUUCUACGAGGUCAACUACAACGUUGGUGACUUUGGCAGCAUGUGGUAUGGUAGCGGACAGCCUUUCGUCUUUGCUCAGGGUGACCCCACUGGUUACGGAUUCCACGGUGACUUCGUUAACGGUUGGGACGUUCCUACCCUCCAGUCGGCUGUUGAUGAGUGCAACAACGACAGCGGUCUCCUUUCUGACUGCCCUGUCUUUGACAACCUUCUCUUCACUAACGAUGAGAGCAAGGCUUGCAUCAUCCCUCCUCAGGUUGACGAGCAGGUCACUGGCAUGCUCGACGCUCUUCCCGGCUGCAACCCCGUUCAGAAGGGUCCCGGCCUCGCUACCGUCCAGACUUGCGCUGUCACAGCAAACUCUAGGGUCGCAACUGUCGGCGCCUACGAGCAGUACUUCACGGAUGUGACUUCAUCUCUCAAGUGGCAGUACGUUGGCUGUGGUACCGACAACUUGGGCAGCCGCACCCUGAACUCCGCGUCUACCAGCAGUGGCUCCAUGACCGUCGAGUCAUGCAUUUCCUUCUGCUCGGGCAAGGGAUACGCUUACGCAGGUCUCGAAUACGCUUCCCAGUGCUACUGCGGUAAUUCGGUCGCCUCUGACCGUGCACCCCAGACUGGUAUUCUCGGAAACUGCUUCUCUCCUUGCGCUGGUGACAGCAGCGAGUACUGCGGUGGUAGUGCCGCUCUGUCCAUCUACCAGAGCUGCAAUGGCCUCUCCAGCUGCACCAACAACGCCUACAAUGGACCUGAUGGCGCUGCUGCCUCUGUUGCUUCCUCAUCGGUUGCCUCUUCUUCUGCUGCCGCUUCAUCGUCGAAGAGCAGCAGCACCAGCGUUAGCUCCAGCCACACCAGCACGUCAACCUCGAGCACCAAGUCUGCAACUACCCUUGUCACCUCGAGCAAGAGCUCCUCUUCCUCAAAGUCUUCUACAUCUACCUCCACCUCGACUUCUUCGGCACGCCACCACCGCAAGCAAAAGACGCCCGCCUCGGCAACCAAGAACGCACGUUUCGCCGCUGCCGUUGCUGACAAGGAGGCUGCCGACCGUCAAGCCGCCGAGGUCAAGGCCAAGCUCGCUGCCAGCAAGGUCCGCCGCCAUCUGGCAGAGUUGAAGGCUGGUCGUCACCACUAA
This is a messenger RNA of Aureobasidium uvarum, 1824 nucleotides long. NCBI's taxonomy places the organism in Eukaryota, Fungi, Ascomycota, Dothideomycetes, Dothideales, Saccotheciaceae. The record is from the annotation of a GenBank genome assembly.